AGCGGCCGCGCGAGAGCCUGCGCACUGGGGCCCCGGCGCGUGUAGCGGCUCCCGGCUCGGCUGCUCCGAAGAUGGCGGAGCGCGCCGGCGGUGGCACAUCCUUGAGGGGACUGCGCGAACGGAUGGUUGCUGCUGCUAAUGCCAUUGCUGAAGAAAGACGAAGUCAAGGUAGCUUUAGUUCUGUUCCAUCCCAGCCUUCAAAUAUAAAAUCACCAUUUAAGCCAGUAAUAGAUGGCUCUGUGCUUAAAAAUGACAUAAAACAAAAAUUAGCAAAGGAGCGGAGAGAAGAGAAAAAAAGACAAGAUGAUGCUAAUAGAGAGACACAACUACUUGAAAAAGAAAGAAAGUCUAAGAUCGUAUAUGAAAAACAGAUGGAAGAGAAACAGCGAAAGCUGAGGGAACAGAAAGAAAAAGAUGAACAACGGAGAAUAUCUGCAGAAAAAAAGAGAAACGAAAUGCUAGAGGAAGAAAGGGAGAAAUUCAAAGCCGUCCUUCAUCGUACACUGGAAAGGAGCAGCCACAUUAACCGUCCAAAAAGAUGGUCAUGGGAAGGCUGUACAACAGUCAAUUCCCAAAAUAAGACUGUCAGUAAACAUUCUACAUCUACUGAAAAGCUUGAGCAGGGGACUUGUGGAUUACACAGACAAAUGUCAUCUACUGGUCUUCAAAAUUCUGUUGCCAAGAAAAUACCAGAAAAGAGGCGAAGUUCAUCUUUGACUAGAAGAUGUAGCAGACUGCAUUCAUCUACAGAAACAGAACAAGUGGAAGAAAAACGACCUGGCAUCCACAAUAUAAUCCAGUAUGUAAACAUGCCCCUGCUUAGGCUUAGCAGUGAUGAAUUGAAGAGUCCCAUAGUGCCUCGCAAGUCAACAGCGGUGAUGCCUUUCCAGGAGAAAGUAGAAAUACCUUCCAAGGCUAAUGUGGGAGUGGCUCACAAGGCGAGUGUGGAAGUGCCCCCUGAGGUGAGCGUUGAAGCACUCACCAAGGCAAGCUUGGAUGAAUCCCCCCAGGUGAACAUGGAAGCACCCCCUGUAGUGAGCGUGGAAGCAUUCCCAGAGGAGAGCAUGAAAGAACACCCCAAGGUGAGUGUGGAAACACUCCUGGAGGUGAGCAUGAAAGAACACCCUGCGGUGAAUGUGAAAGCACUCACGGAGGAGAGCCUGAAAGAACACCCCAAGGUGAGUGUGGAAACACUCCUGGAGGCGAGCAUGAAAGAACACUCUGAGGUGAACAUGGAAGCACUCCCAGAGGAGAGCAUGAAAGAACACCCUGCGGUGAAUGUGGAAGCACUCACGGAGGAGAGCAUGAAAGAACACCCCAAGGUGAGUGUGGAAACACUCCUGGAGGCGAGCAUGAAAGAACACUCUGAGGUGAACGUGGAAGCACUCCCGGAGGAGAGCAUGAAAGAACACCCUGUGGUGAAUGUGGAAGCACUCGCAGAGGAGAGCAUGAAAGAAUACCCCAAGGUGAGUGUGGAAACACUCCUGGAGGCGAGCAUGAAAGAACACUCUGAGGUGAACGUGGAAGCACUCCCAGAGGAGAGCAUGAAAGAACACCCUGUGGUGAAUGUGGAAGCACUCGCAGAGGAGAGCAUGAAAGAACACCCCAAAGUGAGUGUGGAAACACUCCUGGAGGCGAGCAUGAAAGAACACUCUGAGGUGAACAUGGAAGCACUCCCGGAGGAGAGCAUGAAAGAACACCCUGCGGUGAAUGUGGAAGCACUCGCAGAGGAGAGCAUGAAAGAACACCCCAAAGUGAGUGUGGAAACACUCCUGGAGGCGAACAUGAAAGAACACUCUGAGGUGAAUGUAGAAGCACUCCUGGAGGAGAGCAUGAAAGAACACCCUGCGGUGAAUGUGGAAGCACUCGCGGAGGUGAGCAUGGAAGCACCCCCCAAGGUGAGCGUGGAAGUACUACCAGAAGUGAACAUGGAAGGACCCUCUGUGAAUGUGGAAACAUCACCUGAGACAAGUGAGGACCUAUCCCUUGAAGCGCAUGUGGAUCCAUCCCCAGAGGUGAGCAUGGACUCAUCCCCAGAUGUGAGUGUGAACCCAUCUCCUGAAGUGAGCAUGGACUCAUCCCAGGAGGUGAGCACGGAAGCAUCAUCUGAGGCUAGUGUGGACAUAUCUCCCGAGGCGAGCAUGGAAACACUCCCCGAGGAGAGUGUGGAAACAUCCCCCGAGGAGAGUGUAGAAGCAUUCUCAGAGAUAAGCAUGGCUGCACUCCCAGAGGAGAGUGUGGAGGUGCUCUCCAAGGAUAGCACGAAAGGGCCUUCUGAGGCAAGUGUGGAGGUGUCCCUGGAGACCUCCCCUGAGGUGACCGUGGAAAUAUCUUCCAAGAAAUCAGAAAUGGACGAACAGCCCUCAAACCCUAUUACCAAGAAGCGCAUACCACCAUCGCAGAUACCGUGUUAUAGAUGGUCGUCAUCUCCUACAAGAAGGUGGCGUCCACCAUCUCCCAUCAGUACUAGCAGGCAAAUUCAAAAGAAUUGCCCCCCAUCACCUUCACCUGGCACGUCAAAACAAUCGACACAGUUUUGUUUUUCCUAUAAAGUAACUCCUGUGCAGCGUACUGCAUUUGCACAAAAUGCAUUAGGUACUAUGGGAAUGAAAAGCAAAGCCGGUUCUAACACCGUUAACAACUCUGAGACUGCAAGCCAAAAGGAUAUGAUCUGUGAAGAAUCUGGUAAUAAAGGCACACCAGGACCUAAGAAUGCUGAGGAGGCAACAAAGAUUUUGGCAGAAAAACGACGCCUUGCUCGUGAGCAAAAAGAAAAAGAAGAAAGACUACAAAAAGAGAUGGAACAAAGGAAAAUGAAAGAUGUAGCAAAGAAAGUGGAUGAAGGUCAAGAAGACAAGUUUUCAAAAUUUGGAGAUGGGCAACAACCAAAGGAGAUGAAGAAGAGAGAAAGUCAGGAACAAGAAGACCAAAAAGUAGAACUCCAGAAAAGUGAUGCCAAAAUAAAAGCUCAGGAGGAGGCUGACAAACGCAAGAAGGAGCGUGAGAGGAUUAUGUUACAAAAUCUGCAGGAGAGAUUAGAAAGAAAAAAGAGAAUUGAGGAAAUUAUGAAGCGGACGAGAAAGCCAGAUUCAAAUGCCUCAAAGGCUGCAGAAACAUUGAGUGGUGAUGCGUAUGAGGAGGAUGAGGCAGAUGAUGAGGAUGAAUCAGAAAGUGACAAUGAUUCCUUUGAUGACAUGCAUCCAUUAGCUACUAUAAAUGGCAUGGAUUCAUCCCCAAAACCAAAAACACAUGUUAAAAAUGUGAGGAACACUAGCAAGUUUUUAGAUGUGACUUCUAGCCAAAUCCAUAAAGAAGAGACAAAAGCAUUUUUAAAUACUGACAUGAAGACCUUCAGACAAAAAAGAGUAAAAGACCCUUUGAAUCAGACAAAGAGUACCAGAUCCUCCACCAAAAGACCAACCAACCGAGCAGCAAAAACUGGAAAGGCGGAAACCAGCAGCACCAUGGGACCUUCCAAGAGUUCACAUUCAGAGGUACAGAAGUGGGUGUGUGACCAAAUUAUCGACUUUUCAAGCAAGACAGAACAACCUGUAUCCAGUUUCCCUCCUGAGAGCCCAGAACACCAGCCAAGAGGCUCUGUGACAUCCUGCUCGAGUCACCAGCCACCUAUAGACAACAAAAACAGAAGUGAAUCUGUGCCUGCUCCAUCAGAUAUGUAAACCUCAUCCAGCCUAGAAGAGAAUCCAUUCUCCAUUCUGGAUUUUGACCUCCAGGCCCACCUUUCAAAAUUUCUCUGCUUCCUACAUGAACCUGGCAAAGAAAAUGACUCUCAAAAAAAAAAAUCAUCUUAACGUAUCUCAGAAGAUGCUCAUAUCAUCUUGGGUCUUGCCCAUAAGCAAGGGUUCUGAGUAAAGAGUCAUUUUAUUUUGCUGUAAAAAUCUCCAUUGUCUGUCAUUCUUGUAUUUUCCUGCCAAUACAUUUGUGUAUCAAGUGUGUCUUUAUAAAAUGUUCACUCUUAAGCAUAUAUAAAAUGCUAAGAGAAUCUUACACCAAAAGAAGUUUUUUUUGUCAGUACCUAUUUGAAAUCUUAAGAUCAUGUUUACUGCAUUUAACAAUUACAUUUGUUUUUGUUGUCUAGUCGCUAAGUUGUAUCUGACUCUUUCCAACCCUAUGAACUGUAGUCCACCAGGCUCCUCUGUCCUUGGGAUUUCCCAGGCAAGAAUACUGGAGUGGGUUACCAUUCCCUUCUUCAGGGGAUCUUUCCAACCCAUGUCUCCUGCAUUGGCAGGCAGAUUCUUUACCGCUGAGCCACUAGGGAAGCCCCAACAAUUGCUUUAAUUUAGCAAUAAAAACUUACAUUCAGUCUGAUAGAGAACAUAAUGAGUCUUAAGGGUCUCAAGAUUCCUCACACAAGUUUUGUUGGAUUGUUCUUAAUAUACAAAUACAGAAAGUUGCAAGAUACAGUAAAUCACAUUUUGUCAUUAAUGUAUGUUUGUUUCUAACUCUGCCAUAGUCUGCCAGUCCUAGGCACAGACACUGGUACCUUCAAAUGCUGACGGUCGUAGAAGGUGUAGUUUUUUUUUUUUUUUUUCAUCUUUCCUGCUUUUGUCAGCAUUUCAUUUUGGAAGUACAUAUUGAGGUUUAUAAAAACAUGUUAUUUUUAUUGUGUACAUAAGGCAGUAUUUGGCUGUUGUCCGAUGGGGUAUGUUCAAUUCCUCUACAUGUUUACCGUGUAUAAUCUUUUUCUGCUUAUGUUCUCCAGGCCUGCCAUUCAGUGUACACUUAGGCUUGAGAUGUGGAACCAAAAUUUGUUUGCCUUUCUCUAGCCGCUGGCUGCAAGUGAGUAAAGGGGCAGUGUUUUUCUUCAGUCCACGCUGGAGAUAGGCACAGCACAUACACAGUGGACAUGCACACAUGUAUACACACACGUGUACACAGGAUAUAUGUUUCCUGAAAUCCACUGAAUCAUGCUUAAAUGAUUGACUAAAACUUGAAUUCCGAUUAGUUGUCCUAAUGCUAAUGAGUUUUCUGGUGGAUCACAAAUAGCUUGAAGCAGGCCCAUCUUCCUUUGUAGCUAGCAGUCUUGAAUUAGUAAACGGAAGUAGUUAUUCUUUCUGAUUCCCUAGUUCUUUGCUAUUCAGAGUACUAUAUCUUUGUUGUAGAUCAGAGCUUGGUGCCUUAGAUUUUAAAACUUUAUAUACACAAUCUCUUUUAUAUAAAAGGCAGAGACAAUCAUUGUAACAAAAUGUGUUUCUGAUAUUUUUCUGCACAAAUUUUACACAUUGAAACACUGUUAAACCUUCAUAUGUGUGCUCUAUGCAAUAAACUUUGCAGGUAAA
Molecule: messenger RNA, 5300 nt
Organism: Dama dama (fallow deer)
Lineage: Eukaryota; Metazoa; Chordata; Mammalia; Artiodactyla; Cervidae
Gene: MAP7D3
Product: MAP7 domain containing 3
Exons: 18
Coding region: 72-3680 (1202 amino acids)
Biological process (GO): microtubule cytoskeleton organization
Cellular component (GO): microtubule cytoskeleton
Source: RefSeq, a predicted model, not a curated record